AUGGUACAACCGAAGACUAUCAUAAGAAAAACAGUCAUCAUUGGUAGCAAUGGAGCGUACCCUGAAGAGGGCUCUCAGUGUAAAGUAAAAGUUUUGGAUCUAACUUUAAACGAACAAUCACCCAAAUCCAAUUGGAUUCAGGGAGAGGGAGUCUACAGUGUAAUCAUAGGGGAGGCAAGCUGUGUCUUUGACAUCAGCUUUGAAUAUGCAUUGACUUGCAUGAAUAAAGGGGAAAAAAGUGUUUUAGAAUUAAGAUUCAAUGAUCAUACUUGUCAGAUUACUGCCGAACUGUUGGAAUUUACUCAAGGAGUGCCUUUUUUUAGUCUAAAUACCUCAGAACGACUUGAGUUAGCAAUCCGACACAAAGCUGUGGGUGUAGAUUUAUUUAAAAAUUCUCUAGUCAAAGAGGCUUUUCAUAGGUUUAGCAAAAGUAUCAAGUACAUCAUAUCAUUAAGAGGGACAGAGACAUAUUCAGAGGAAGUAAAUUCUUUGUAUUAUUCAGUUUGUAACAACAUUGCUCUUUGCCAGUUGCAGUUUCAUAACUACGAACAUGCUAUUGCAUUAUGUGAUAAAGUUAUAAGUUCCUAUCCCAUUAAUGUAAAAGCAUUGUUCAGGCGAGCAGAAGCACGUACCAAAUUAAAAGUUUUUGAUAGAGCUGCCGAUGAUCUGAAGAAAGUUAUCUCUCUUGAGCCUCAAAAUAAAUUAGCAAGAAAAAAGUUGGAAUUUGUCGAAAAAGAGUUAAAUAAACAGGAAGAAAAUUAUGUAAAUAUGGUUAAACGAAUGUGUCCAUUUCACUAA
This is a messenger RNA of Bemisia tabaci, 798 nucleotides long. RefSeq lists its product as uncharacterized. Gene Ontology annotation, molecular function: protein binding. NCBI's taxonomy places the organism in Eukaryota, Metazoa, Arthropoda, Insecta, Hemiptera, Aleyrodidae. The record is from RefSeq and is a predicted model, not a curated record.